This is a messenger RNA of Rhinichthys klamathensis goyatoka, 1203 nucleotides long. RefSeq lists its product as uncharacterized. The coding region runs from base 105 to 935 and encodes 276 amino acids. The transcript has 4 exons. The record is from RefSeq and is a predicted model, not a curated record. Lineage: Eukaryota; Metazoa; Chordata; Actinopteri; Cypriniformes; Leuciscidae.
UGACUACUGUGAGAAGACCUAUCACAGACGGCUGAAAGGAAGACCAAGUUUUUGCUGAUCAAGACAAAUGAAGGAUUCAGUUGUGUGAUAGUCAGACAUAAAAAAUGAGCACCUGGCUGAUGAUGAUCUGGGUAUCUCUCACUAUGGGAACAGCGACAAAGGCGUUCAUUGUGACACAGUUGCCGACAGUUGCUGAGGUGAUGGCUGGAGAGGAUGUCAUUUUAAAGUGCAAUAUUGUGGAGUUGUACUCCCCGUGUUCCACGGUGGCUUGGCUGAGAGUCAUUCCUGAGAAUGCAACAAUCAGCCUUACUGACAGACUUCAAAUCGAUCCUCAUCACUCGUCCAACCAGUGGACCAGCAUUUGUACUGCUGUUAUCACCAAUUCAACAGUGCAUGACUCCAGUAUGUACUAUUGUGCAGCUGUGCAAAGCCGCUUUGCUCACAUUGGCAAUGGAUCCCGGGUUAUUGUGAAAGAACACACUGUGUUUCCUGUUAUUGAUAUUCUGACACCGCUGAUCCCAAACGGUCUUUUAGUCCCUCUUCAUUGUGUUGUGACCGGCAUUGAGGCUUCUCAGAUUCAUAUGUCCUGGGCUGUAGAGAGGAGAAAAGAGAAAGGACAGGCAGUUUUGACACAUGGGAAUAAUGGUGGUAUCCAGAUCACCAGGAACCAAAUUCUGAUCACUGCUGAGGAGUGGGAUAGGAAGGUGAAGUGCGUGUGUGUGGUGAAGUUUAGAGGACAGAUCUAUACCAAGACCCUUCAGCGACAUCAUGAUGCAUCAAACGUGUGCUAUGCUGUAAAACACAUAUAUCUGUCUCUCUGCUUCAUUUUUGGUUUCCUGCUUCUGAUAACAGUGAUUGUUUAUGUUUAUAAACUGGGACGAAAAACUUUUGUGAAGAUGUGUCAAUGCAAAAACUUAUUCUCUUGUUCAGUCUGACAUUUUGGAUCACUGUUUCCAGGUCCAAACGCUACCAGAUGCCCCAAGAAAACAACAAACGGUGCUAAUAUACACUCACGAUGGGAUGUAAUAUGAAAAAUUAUAGUCUUAAUCUUCAUCUCCAUACCGAAAUCCCAAAUGGCCAGACAGUAAUUCAUCUGUUAUGAAUCAUUAAAAUACUUGAGUUUGGGAUGUUGUGAGUACAAAGUAGGCCUAGUGUACAGCGUACAUUUUUAUGUGUGUGCAUAUGUGUAGGCUAUAUGAAUAA